GCUAACAUCACGGAGAGAAAGCCUGUAACCACUGCACUGACCAGCAUCCCCCCCUAACAUAUCUGGGGAAAACUUAAAGCUUCAUGUCCCCAUAAUUUCUGAAACAGAGAACGCAAUGGACCUCCACAAAAUCAUCCACAGUGCGCUGCAUGAAUUCAUUCAGGCUUACAUUCCCGAUGCAGAUCUCAGCACACUGGAUGAUGUUCUUCUGUCUUACAUCACUGGAGUCCUAGAGGACCUCGGCUCCCAGCAAAGUGUUGAGGAGAACUUUGACGUGGAGGUCUUUGCAGAGAUGUUAGAAGCUUACAUUCCUGGCUUUGCCGAAAUUGACAGUGUCAAAGUCUGUGAAAUGAUGUUCAAUCUGGCUUCAAAAUUAGCCACCGCUCGGAGCUCAGCUUUUGAAGAAAAUGUUGAACCUAAGGCAAGCACAGGAGAGAUAUCACUGAAACUCACCACCCUGCCAAGUGAACCAGCAUCCAGAGGAGAAUCACAGUGCCUUAAAACACAGACAGAGGGCGCCACUGCCAAGCUACCAGUGUCUGAAUGGGAGUCCCAGGAGCAGCACCUGCUGGAGAUGUUUCCCAAGUGUAGCCUUUCUGAGGCUCGCAGCGCCUUGUCUAUUGCCAAAGGAGACAUGGAGGAAGCAGUGCGCCUUAUCAUAGAGGGCGAUGUCCAACUCAGCCCCACUCCUCUUAAUGUAAACCAUGGGAAGAGUAUUUCCUCAGUGGCAGACCAAAAACUCAAAGAGAGCAUUCUGGAGAAGUACAUGCUGGUGGACAGGGAGGAUGAUAAGAAAACACACCGGCCUGUCCCUCCCAAAGAUGCUCCAAAGAAGCUAGUUCGGUACCACGGAAAUCAGGUGGUUACCACAAAGGGAGAGCGAUAUCAGCUUGUGAAGAAAGAUGAGGCAGAGGACAUGAAGAAGACAUAUGUCAAUCUCAAGCCUGCACGAAAGUACCGAUUCCAUUGAUGACAAGCACAAUACUGUAAGAGCAGCUACUGACAAUAUUGUUUACUUUUUUUUAAAGAAGAUCAUUUGGCCUGAAUAUGUUAGAUUUUUUUCCCCGAGUAAAGAAACAUAAUUGUGA
Molecule: messenger RNA, 1088 nt
Organism: Plectropomus leopardus (leopard coralgrouper)
Lineage: Eukaryota; Metazoa; Chordata; Actinopteri; Perciformes; Serranidae
Gene: cuedc2
Product: CUE domain containing 2
Source: RefSeq, a predicted model, not a curated record